Zea mays is the source of this 552-nucleotide messenger RNA. RefSeq lists its product as uncharacterized. The coding region runs from base 1 to 552 and encodes 183 amino acids. The transcript has 2 exons. The record is from RefSeq and is a predicted model, not a curated record. Lineage: Eukaryota; Viridiplantae; Streptophyta; Magnoliopsida; Poales; Poaceae.
AUGGAAGGAGAGGUUAAAGGUGGAACUGUUUGGACAGAUGAGAAUGGAAAGGAGAUCAACAAGGGUGAUGAUGAGUACAUAAACAAGCCUCUUCCAUACUAUGGAAAUCUAGCUACCAUCUUCGGUGAUAGUGUUGCAACAGGUCAAUUUGUGAAGACCUCAAGUGAACCUCUUGCUGUUGAUGUUGAAGAGGAUGAGAUGAAUGUUGGAACACCAUCAAGUACUUCCAUUGACAAAGAAGACACAGCGGGUUCAGGCAAUAGGCCCUCCAAGAGAGCUAAGAAGGAUGAAAAUGUAGUUGAUCCUUUGGUUCACGCCUUUGAACUUGGUACUCAAACCAUAGCUUGUGCUAUACGAGAUGCUGCAUCAAAGAAAGCGUUGCCACCAGGUUUGUUUGAAGCUGUGGAUAGUCUUCCUGGUUUUGAGCUUGAGCACAAGGCUAAGUACUAUCCUUAUUUGCUAAACAAUCCUAAUGUUGCACAAGGGUUUGUGGAGGUGCCAUUGCUGUACAAGCUUAGUAUGCUUACUGAGUUCAUUAAUGGUAAUAUGUAG